AUGUCGUCCAGCGCCGAAGACCAGUCCCCCGCACCCAACCCGCCCGUGCGGGAGCGCUCCCAGAGCGGCGCCGAGACCUCACAGUCGCGCUCGCGCCCGGCCCGCCAGCGCCGCCGCCGCAACCGAAAGACGGACCUCGAGGAGGUGCCGGAGCAGCAGAUGACGUCCCAGGGCGGACAGGACCAGCAGAUGAUGCCGCAGCAACAGCAACAGAUGCCGCAGCAGCAGAUGAUGCAGCAGCAGCAGCAGCAACAGCAGCAGCAGAUGCAGCAGCAGCAGCAAGGUGGCGACGAUGGCGGCAAGAGCGACACGCUCAAGUUGCGGCUGGAUCUUAAUCUCGAGGUCGAGGUCACGCUCAAGGCCCGCAUUCACGGCGACUUGACACUGGCUCUACUGUACGUACUAUUGCCACUAUGCACAUGCUUCUUCGUCCACCACACCCCCAUGAUGCCACCCCGUCUCCCCCCAUCGUGUCUGAUUCUUGGACUCUAA
Messenger RNA from Anthostomella pinea, 492 nucleotides. The record is from the annotation of a GenBank genome assembly. NCBI's taxonomy places the organism in Eukaryota, Fungi, Ascomycota, Sordariomycetes, Xylariales, Xylariaceae.